Messenger RNA from Cheilinus undulatus (humphead wrasse), 969 nucleotides. RefSeq names its product catechol O-methyltransferase domain-containing protein 1-like. Gene Ontology annotation, molecular function: O-methyltransferase activity; S-adenosylmethionine-dependent methyltransferase activity. NCBI's taxonomy places the organism in Eukaryota, Metazoa, Chordata, Actinopteri, Labriformes, Labridae. The coding region runs from base 52 to 822 and encodes 256 amino acids. The record is from RefSeq and is a predicted model, not a curated record. The transcript has 7 exons.
CCAACACGGAAGUGCUCUAGCUGGGAUCAGUUGGUGUUAUGAGCCACUGGCAUGGCUUUUCGUAUCGUUUCCAAAGAGGCCCUGGUUGGGUCUGUGACUCUUGGAGUUGUUUUUGUCGCCGGUUAUUUAUUAGGGCAGAAGAAAUCUCGCAAAAUGAUCUCCAAAAGCCACUGUGAGGGAAAAGAAGACCCCCUGAUGCAGUAUGUCCUCAAUAAUUCCUUGAGGGAGCAUCCGGUUCUGAAAAAGCUCAGAAUGAGGACAAUGGAAGAGCCUUCAAACGGGAUGAUGGUUGCCUGUGAGCAGGCGCAGCUCAUGGCCAAUCUAGCAAAGCUUAUAAAAUGCAAGAAAGCAUUAGAGAUUGGAGUCUACACAGGUUACAACACACUGAAUAUUGCACUGGCUCUGCCUGAUGAUGGAGUUUUGGUGGCAUGCGACAUCAGUGAAACCUACACCAACAUUGGCAAACCCUUCUGGAAAGAGGCUAAUGUCGACAGUAAAAUUGAUCUACGCAUCCAGCCGGCAUUGAAAACCCUUGAUGACCUGUUGGAGGCUGGUGAGGCUGGAACAUUUGACUUUGCCUUCAUUGAUGCGGAUAAAGUCAACUAUGACAACUACUAUGAAAAGUCUUUGCAACUCUUGAGAAAAGGAGGCAUCAUUGCUGUUGACAACGUGCUGUGGGGUGGAAAGGUGGUAAAUCCAUCCCCGGAUGAUUCAGACACUGUUGCCAUUGACAAACUAAACAAGAAGCUGCACAGAGAUACAAGAAUCAGCCUGAGCAUGCUCACAGUGGGGGACGGGCUCACACUGGCCAUCAAACUAUAGAGCACUUUUGAUUAAUGCAAAUACUUCCAGGUUUUUUAGCCGUAUCAGUGCCAGUUUUACUACUUCAGAACAUCAGCAACCUUGUUAACAAUGCAUUUACAUUUGCUACAACUGUAGUGUUUAAAUAAAAAAAUAUUUCAUAAAAAA